AGUUUGUAACCGUUUGUUUCGAAAGUUUGAUUAAGAAACGUCAAAACAAACAAUUACAAACAUGGUUAAUAUAAAAUAUUUAAAGUGAUAUUAUUUGAAAUGUGGUCGUAUCAUCAUAUUAUAACAUUUAUUUUGACAUUUUCAAGCUAUGCUCUGUUCCAUGCAACGAGGAAGACCUUCAGCAAUGUAAAAUCCACCAUUUCCAGUGAGUGGACCUCAACACCAGGCAAUGAAACACACUGCAACAAACCAGAUACAUUGUGGACAGCACAUCACAUGUACGCCAAGUCUGAUGAUGCUGAAACUUACCUUGGUGUUCUCGAUGCAGUGUUCAUGAUAGCAUAUGCCGUUGGUCUCUACAUCAGCGGUGUGCUGGGAGACAGAUAUGAGCUCAGGAAGGUUCUCUCCAUUGGCAUGUGUUCCACGGCAGUCAUGGUGUUUGUGUUUGGCUGUGUAUUUGAGUGGACCCAUUUCUACAACCAGUACCUGUACGUGAUAGUCUGGAUACUGAAUGGUCUCCUACAGUCGACUGGAUGGCCCACGGUGGUGGCGGUCAUGGGAAACUGGUUUGGCAAAUCUAGCCGGGGCUUUGUUCUGGGUGUGUGGAGUGCCUGUGCGUCCGUUGGCAACAUCAUUGGGGCUCUCAUGGUCUCCCAGGUGCUUCACUAUGGAUAUGAUUUUGCCUUUCUGGUAACCUCGACUGCCUUGUUCGCGGGUGGAGUGAUCAAUAUCUUUGGCCUUGUCAAUUGCCCGAAGGAGAUAGGCCUACCCAGCCCUGAUGAAGACAUGCAUUAUGUAGACUUGGAGGUAAAUAAGGCACGGUUUUCACCGGACAUUCAGUAUGACACCAGACCGGAGGACUUGGACGAUACUGCUGCUCUGCUGGGACAUGAUGGUGAUUCAGACGUUCAAACACAGACUCUGGUUCUCAGGGAGCCACCGUCUGGCCAGGCCUUGAGCUUCAAGAAAGCACUUUUGUUACCUGGUGUUCUUAUGUAUGCGUUUGCCUAUUUCUGCCUGAAGCUGGUCAACUAUUCCUUCUUCUUCUGGCUUCCCUACUACCUGCAUGCCUCCUUUGGAUGGAAGGAGUCAACAGCCGACAAGAUCUCCAUCUGGUACGACAUCGGAGGCAUCGUGGGAGGUACAUUUGCUGGUGUGAUUUCAGACUGCCUUGGAAAGCGAUCAGUUGUUGUUGUACCAAUGCUGGUAUUGGCAAUACCUUCCCUUGUUGGAUUCAAAAAUUCCCCGAAUGACAUGACCAUGAACGCAGUGCUGAUGACUAUCACAGGGUUCUUCAUUGGAGGGGUGGCUAAUCUGAUCAGUGCAGCGAUAUCUGCUGACCUUGGGAAGCAGGGCCCUAUACAAGGAAACAAAGAGGCACUGGCGACAGUGACAGGCAUUGUGGAUGGGACUGGCAGUGUAGGGGCAGCUCUCGGGCAGAUACUUGUUCCACUACUUCAGGAGAAACUGCAAUGGCCGUCUGUAUUUUACCUAUUUAUAAUCAUGACAGUGUGUACUAUACUGUGUAUCAUUCCAAUGCUUCUGCGAGAAGUUCCUGAGUUGUGGUCUGAUAUCAAAGUCUGCUGCAGCAAAUACACAUUUACAUGGUACUGCGGAUUGUACAAACGACAAGCGAAAGAUUUGGUGCCCGUGUCCAUCAAUGAUGAUGAUGAAGACUUGUUCUCUGAUUAAUAUUUCAGUGUGUGUUUUUCAACAUCAUUUUGAUUUAGCGAUCUGAACUGAAAAUGACUUGUAUUUAUUUUUUUUGUACAGUUUUUAUUUUAUUGAAAUUUAUUUAUUCUAGUGUAUGUUGUUUGGUGCUGUGGCUUGUUUUGGUUAUUGUGUUAAGUCUUUUAUGAUAAAGCAGGCAUAGGCUCAUUUACCGGUAAUUAUAAGCAUGUUUUUUAUUUCUAGCCAAGUGUCCAUUAUUCUUAUUAAAACUACAGGUGUGUCAAAAGGUUUGAAUACACAGUUUUCAACGUGGCAGAAAUUAUAGAUGUCAGUUUUCCUAUAUUUGUUUUGGUAAUUUUAAGAGAAAGUAUUUUUAUGCCCCCUGUAGGGUGGCAUAUAGCAGUUGAACUGUCCGUCAGUCAGUAUGUCAGUCUGUCCAUCCGUCCGAAAAAAAACUUUCACAUUGGCCAUAACUUUUUAAAUAUUGAAGAUAGCUCCUUGAUAUUUGGCAUGCAUGUGUAUCUCAUGGAGCUGCACAUUUUGAGUGGUAAAACUUCAAGGUGAACAUCAUCCUUCAAUGUCUAGGGUCGAAAAAACAAAGUCAAGGGAAGUAAUAAGCUUUAAAUGGACAUAGUUAUCUGACCUGCCCACGUAUAUAUUUUUGUUAAAUAAAUCAAAGCGGCGCAGUAGGCGGCAUUGUGUUUCUGACAAACACAUUGUGGUAAAAGGUCACGGUCAAGGUCAUCCUUAUCGGUCUACGGUAAAAAAUACAGAUUUAAGGGAAGUAAUAAGCUUUAAAAAGGGAGAAAAAUUUUAAAUAUUGAACAUAGCCACUUUAUAUAUUUGGCAUGCAUGUGUAUCUCAUGGAGCUGCACAUUUUGAGUGGGGAAUCUACAGUCACGGUAGUGGCUUUUAAUUAUUUGCUACUAAAAAAAGAGAUUUGUUACAGACAAUUAUUUUCAAGGGAAGUAAUUUAUAUAAUUAUAAAUCUCAUAUAUUUCCUUACCAAGAAUUGAAGUUCUUUUCACAGUUACUGUACAGAUUUAUUAUUUUGAUUAUUUAUAACCCAAAUGAUUGAUUUUUCAAAGUUUUUUUUAAAUGAUAUAAUUACAAUUUCUUUGAUGUUAAUUACAUACCUGUGGUCUUAUGUCCAUAGAUACAUGAUCAACUCUGACUAUGAUCUCUUUUAAACCACAGGCCUUGGUUGUCAGUGAUGUCUGACAUGGUCAUAAUUGACCGUGAGACCCCCCCCCCUACACCCCCCGGUUGGAUUGGACAAAAUCCAAGGGAAGUAAUAACCUUUAAAGGGAGAUGAUUUCUAUACCUGCCAAAUGAUAAAUAGAAAUUCUAUUUCAAUGCGGCGCAGUAGGGGGCAUUGUGUUUCUGACAAACACAUCUCUUGUUUGGUUAUCAAUUUUUGGUCGGGAAAAGUUUGUAAUUCUAACAUAUUUUUUGUUGCAAAAAUUCUUGUUCUCAAAGAAACCACAAUUUUUUUACUAUAGCUACAACUUUAUUACAAUUUGUCAUAAGUGCUGUUUCAUACCAUUGUAAAAUAUUGGCAUUUCUGUCGAGACUAAUGUUGCAAUUGAUAUAAUUAUGUACCAGUAAUAAGAACAAAUGCGCUUGAUCAAAUAAUAUGAAAUUAUUGUUAAAGGGACCUUUUCACAGAUUUUGGCAUGUUUUGAAGUUUGUCAUUAAAUGCUUUAAAUUGAUAAAUGUAAACAUUUUAUACUUUAUAUACGCAAUGCUUGUAGUGUCACAAAAUAUAACAACAGAACUCUUCAAAUUAUCCAAUCAUUUUGUGUUUUAAAUGCUUAAUAAUUUUCAGGCUUUAAAUCAUGAAAAGAUGCAUAUAAUGGAUGGUAAAUGUUCAGUAUUGCUGUCUCCUGGCAAAUAUCAUAACAACAACGAAAGUUUGCAAAUCUGAUUUUUUUUCAAUUUUGUCAAUUUACCGAAACGUGAAAAGGUCCCUUUAAAGCAUUUACAUUCCAAAUACUUGAUUUGUUUCUGUAUGUUGUCUUUAUAUUGGAUGGACAAAAAAAAUUACAACCGGUACUAUAAUCUGACUGUGAUAAAUUAUUGUUUAAUGAAUAACAUGUUGUUGUUUUUUAUUUUAAAUGUACUGACAUGUGUUUUAAAAUGCAAUUUAUGUAAUGGUGCAAGUUUAUUGUGUGUAAGAAAAUUCGUGUCUCUGCCAUUGCUUUGCCAUAUAUUCUAUUUACAUAUUCUCAAACAUAUUCAUUUUUAAAAGACUUUUGCUGUCAUAUUGAAUUACUAUUAGUUUAGUAUAUGAAUUUCGAAUAAAACACUAAAGAAAGUUUAUGCAUUCAUAAAAAAAUGUUUUUCCUAAGCAACAACAAAUGAUAAGAAAAUAUGUACGAGGUCAAAGAAUUAAACUUUUAGUUUAGUAAGAACAAACCCAACUUGUUGCGAAUCUUAUUUCAAGACCUGCAUUAUAAGUAAAUACUUUUAAUUAUAUCACAUUUUUCUAUCUUUAUAUGGCUGAUUUAAAAAAAUAAAACUGUUGUACAUCAAAACCAUCUUGUAUGGAUUUAAAAAAAAGAUUCGCAUUCAUUUUAAUUGCUUUAUUUUUUACUAAAAUUGGUCAGCUUGUAUGCUUAUAUAUGUAAAUUAUUUGAAUAUUUCUUUAUUUCCCUUACAAUUCUACAACGAAGCCUCAGAAUACUUGAGUGAUAUUAUGGUCAUUUUUUACUGUUGAAUUGAGCUUAAAAGAAUUAACAGGUCAAAAGAGUAAGUUAAAAUGUGGUUACUGGCCAAUUAUCUGCAAACAUAUUGCUACCAGUUGUUUAUAAAAAAUAUAUAUAAUGUUGGAUAUUUUACAUGACUGGAUAGUCCUCUCAGCCGAAAUGAUCCGUAAAACAAAAUAGUGUCUUUGUGUCGUAUGAACGAAUCUGCACUAAAACGAAAUUUAAAUUCACAUAGUAAAUCGAAUCAUUUCUGUCGUCAGUUAUCAAAACGAAAAUACAUUAUUUUUCUCUUUCCGGGAUAUUGUUUUAGUAUGUUGAUGCUGCAUUAACAAAUAUAAGUUUAUAUGAAGUGAAAACACCAAAAAAUAAACUACGGUUGCGAUAGACACCUAUAAACUGUAAGAUGCCUAUAAUAUCACUUUAAGUUUAAAAGGCUUCAUUUCCAAACCUAAGUUACUGAUGAGCAGCAAACAGCAUAUAACCUGAACAGACUGCGAGUUACUCUCAGGCUGUUCUAGUUUUAUGCUGGUUCCAAAGUCUUUUUCACUUUGUUUUGUAUGGGGGAAAGGGAUAUAUUCUGUCAAUUAUUCUGCAAAAAAAAACAUGUACUUGUUAAAAAAACAUUCUGCAUAAGGAUGCAGUUUAUAAAGAUUGCGUAAUAUAUGUAAUUGAUUUGUUCUUGCCAAAAUGUUAUCUUCCAACAUUUGAACCAUAUCUUACAUGAAUAUAUGAGUCUUCCAUGUCAUAGAAUAUUUUGUUAUAUUUUAUGUACUUGCAUCUUACAGCCAAUUAAAAUCUUUUUAAAGCUUGA
This is a messenger RNA of Dreissena polymorpha, 5190 nucleotides long. RefSeq names its product sugar phosphate exchanger 3-like. The record is from RefSeq and is a predicted model, not a curated record. The transcript is spliced from 16 exons. Gene Ontology annotation, cellular component: endoplasmic reticulum membrane. Gene Ontology annotation, biological process: transmembrane transport. NCBI's taxonomy places the organism in Eukaryota, Metazoa, Mollusca, Bivalvia, Myida, Dreissenidae. Gene Ontology annotation, molecular function: transmembrane transporter activity. The coding region runs from base 100 to 1692 and encodes 530 amino acids.